Sinocyclocheilus anshuiensis is the source of this 2008-nucleotide messenger RNA. RefSeq names its product signal-induced proliferation-associated 1-like protein 2. Gene Ontology annotation, biological process: regulation of small GTPase mediated signal transduction. The record is from RefSeq and is a predicted model, not a curated record. Gene Ontology annotation, cellular component: cytoplasm. Gene Ontology annotation, molecular function: GTPase activator activity. The annotation marks the transcript as partial. The transcript is spliced from 3 exons. Lineage: Eukaryota; Metazoa; Chordata; Actinopteri; Cypriniformes; Cyprinidae.
GGAGGGUGAAGAUACCAGCUGCUCUGAGAGCAUCAGUGUUUCUCUGUGGAAUAUGAUCAUUCUCUGGCUCUGUAUUUUAAAGGAAUGAGACUGACGUUAUGGGAGUUUCUUUUACUCUGAAUGCUGAAGAUCGCUCUCCUCCAGCUGUCGUCCUAAAUUAGCUGAGCUCUGUGAAAAGAGAGCCGUUUCAACUGACCCCUUCUGUUCCUUGAAGCUCCAGCCGUCCGUGACACCCAAAUGCUGCCUGUCUUUCAUCAAACUGGUCACUCCUGGAGAAAAAUGGACUUUGAGUGAAGGGCGGCCCUUUAUGUGGGCUGACUCCCUCUAGGACGACUCUGAAACUAGUUGAGACUCAAAUGGGUGACCUAUGACAAUGUAACCAAUAAGGGGACUUGAGUUCUCGAUUUCCCAAGCAGCUGCAAGCAGGAUAUGAGCUUGAGCCGUGGGUAUCGGCGAUAAAACAAACCUUUCAUCGCUUGAGGCCUCCUCUAACGUCAUGCAGUCAUCUGAGGAAUUGUUUAACAGGAAGCUGAAAGCGUUGAAUGGGAGUAUGGGACAUCCAGCGGGCAACACGCAGGGCAAGCUGGACGGGGGUGGCAAAACGAACGGGACACCUGCUAUGCCUAAAAUGGGGGUGCGGGCCAGGGUGACGGACUGGCCCCCAAAAAAGGAAGGUUGGGGACCCAACUACGAGACCGUCAUCACGGCCUUUCAGAACGGACAGCCAGACCAAAGUGUGGAGAUCACGGAUUUAGACGAAGCUCCUUUGGAGCCUGAUUAUUCGGAUACAAAAUAUUCCUUGAGUGACCUUUUGAGUCGAUCCCCUUUGAAGGGACUCCAUCCCAUUCGCCAACGGAGUAACAGUGACGUGACCAUCAGCGACAUUGAUGCGGAGGACAUAAUGGACCAGAACGCUGUUAACCCCAACACCGGCGCCUCGUUGCAUCGGGAGUACGGCAGCACGUCUUCGAUUGACCGCCAGGGUCUUGGGAAUGAUGGGUUCUUUACUAUGUUGCGAGGAUAUCAGAUUGACAACUUGGACCAUCGCAGCGCUCCGCCUGCCGGGUUCCCAGAGCUCCUUCGCUACGACACAACCCUCUCCCCAAGCUUGCAGACCGCUGCACAAAUAGCCCGCGGCGAGAUCAUCCACAUCUCCGGCUACGACUACGUGGACAGCUCCCUCCUCUACAGCCGAGAAAGAGAGAAGUCCUUCAUGCGUCGUCUCAAGUCGGAAUCAUCCGAAACAUCGCUGUUCAGGAAACUGAGGACUAUUAAGAGCGAGAACGAUGGUCUGCGGCUCUCCACCGAGCAAGACGACCGCCGGCCGCUCAGCUUCCAGAAGUGCUUCGCUCACUAUGACGUCCAGAGUGUCCUCUUUAACAUCAGCGAAGCGGUGGCCAAUCGCGUAAACCUCAGCCAGAGGAAGAACACCACCACCGGAGCUUCUGCCGCCUCCCAAUACCAAGUCCCAGGAGGUGGACAAGUGGCUGGGAAUACAACUGGACCUGCAUCCAUGUUCGAAUCGCCGCUCGGAAGUCGGGAAGACCUCAAUCCCAAGGAGAACCUGGAUGCGGAUGAGGGGGAUGGGAAGAGCAAUGGAUUGGUGCUGAGUUGCCCGCAUUUUCGCAAUGAGAUUGGUGGAGAAGGGGAGAGGAGGAUAUCUCUAUCCAGGGCCAACAACGCCACCUACAGCGCUGGAGGGGAAAACUGCUCGUUCGAGUCCUCCUUGAGCUCCCACUGUACUAAUGCUGGCGUGUCUGUACUGGAGGUGCCACGAGAAAGCCAGCCAAUCCACCGUGAAAAGGUCAAGCGGUACAUCAUCGAGCACAUCGACCUCGGAGCGUAUUACUACCACAAAUACUUCUAUGGGAGAGAGCACCAGAACUACUUCGGUGUGGAUGAGAACUUGGGUCCGGUGGCCAUCAGCGUACGGAGAGAAAAGCUGGAUGACGGGAAAGACAAGGAAGCAGCGCAGUAUAACUAUCGCAUUACCUUCAGGACGAGUCAG